UAUAUGUAUAUUUUUCUAAGAAUAUUUAAUGCUUAAUUAUUUUAUUUCGCUAAUUUGAAAUUAUGUUUGUCUUGCUGGGAAUUAUACUAGUUCGGGUCUACGUCGCUUCUGAACCAUUUUUUUUUUUUUGCUAGUUGCUGUGAAGGAGAAAAUUUUUUGCUAAAGUGGUUUAUUCGCAAAGUCUUUAAGUGAUUUGUCUAAUUAAUUCUCCCAAAUAUUUAAUUUUUAAUUGUAUAGCUUAAGGCAUAUGGGAAUCGGGUUUCAUGAAGUUAUCUAAAUUGUUACAUAAAACUACUCAUUGUUAUGACGCUAUUAUAUUCCAAUGUGGUCGAGUUGAGGUACAAACCUAAAAAAACAAAUCCAAAAUUUCACAUAUCAUUGCUGUUUUAUAUUUUGACAUCGCCUCCUACGCCCGGCUUCACUAUAAAUUCUCUAUGAGCUUUUUAGAAGAUGUUCAUGUUGAAAUAUUCCCAUUAAAGGCGCUGAGAAGUACUAACCUCACCAACCAAUUUCCUUAUCUCCAAACGCUUAUAAAGAUCAACAUACUUAAAUGCAUUUUUACAAGUAUAUCCACACAAAAUGCAAAUGCAACAUCUGAAUACACAAUUGAGCUAAAUAUCACUUAAGAGUUUUGCAAUUACCCAGAUACUUGAACAAUUGCUCUCGGUUAUAUAUACUUACACAUAUUAAAUCUACAUGGAACAUUUGUGGGAACAAAAAUUGCAAAAGAAAUUCGAGCGCGCCCAAGUCAAUUUGUGUAUAGAGGAAAAUUCUUAGUAAUAAUAAUAAUCUAACCCUUCUGUGGACGAAAUCCUUAGAUUAAAUGAACAUCACUCAUCAAUUGUCAUUCCAGGCGAAAGUAUUACCAUUUGGCAAAUGUUAAGGCUUGAAAAAUUCCAAAGGCUAAAUUUAAAAAUCAAUGUAUUUACGCUACUGCGGGCAGAUUUCCAUUAGCCGUAUCCUUCUAAAUGACACUGUAAGCUCAAGUGCAUCUUAAUUCUUCAACAGAAGUACUCCCAGUAAACAAAUAGCUGUGACUCUUUUAUGCGUUAAUUACCUAUACAUAACCUCAUUCAUCAUGAAAUAUACUCGCUACUUUUCCCAAUCCACUUAACAUAGGUAUAUAAAUAUACAGUUUCUGAUAUAUCAUUAAAGUCAUUGGGAUAGAAUCUCAUAGGUUGCCUAAGUCUGGGUUCAGGACGUUAUUAUGAUUUCUAAUAAGUCAACUGGAACUAGCAGCUAGCUAUGAGCAUUUCCAAAAGUAUUUAGCAAAUAUUUGAAGCAAUAAUAAUUGUAACCAACCAAUAUUUAAAUCUUAUUUUUAUGUGACCAUCAUGAUUGAUCCUUGCUUUUUCAGUUUCAAUGACAUAGACCAAAUAUCAUCCGAGAUGUUAAUGCAGAAUUCUGUUACCAAACGUAAAACGUUGAUAUUCGCCUUUUUUGGCAUCGCUUUGGGACUAUGCAUUGGCACGGUUCUCAAAAACUAUCGUGCGCUGGAGAUCGUUAAACGGUGCAGCAUGAAACCAAGCGGGCAACAAAACCCGUUCGAAAUCAUCGGUAUGAAUCCAGAAGAAGAAACAAUUAAAAGCUCACAGAAAAAUCUUGUAUUCGUCGGCGUAAUGACAGCGCAGAACUUUAUCGAGGGACGUGCGCGUGCCGUUUAUGAUACAUGGGGGAAGGAGGUGCCUGGUAGAAUAGCCUUCUUUAGUUCAGAAGGUUCUCACUCUAAAGAGUUGCCGGUAAUAGGUUUGAAGAACGUAGACGAUCGCUAUCCUCCGCAGAAGAAAUCAUUCAUGAUGCUCUAUUACAUGUAUGAACACUAUAUUGACAAGUUUGAAUGGUUCAUACGAGCCGAUGACGAUGUAUAUAUUGAGCCAGAGAAACUGGAACGCUUCCUCCGCUCGAUCGACAGUUCUAAGCCACAAUUUAUAGGUCAAGCCGGCAAAGGCAAUAGUGAGGAAUUUGGCUUGUUAUCGUUGGAGUUUGAUGAAAAUUUUUGUAUGGGUGGUCCGGGUGUAAUACUGAGUAGUGAAACUCUACGCAGAGUUGCUCCGCAUAUACCAACUUGCUUGAAGAACCUCUAUAGCACACAUGAAGAUGUAGAAGUCGGACGUUGUGUACAAAAAUUUGCUGGCAUCCCAUGCACAUGGAAUUACGAGAUGCAAUACAUCAUGAGACACAAUUCAAGCGGACCCUAUGCUUUCACUGGUAAACUGAAGCGCAAAGAAAUCCACAAUGCUAUCUCUCUCCAUCCGAUCAAACAAGCUCCAUUAAUGUAUCGACUCCAUUCAUUCGUGCAGGGUCUUAAGGCAGAGGAAAUCCGACAGGAGUCUCUCGAACUACAUCGGGAUAUUAAACGGAUGGCGAGUUUUUUAGAGAUACCCAGUGACAGCAAAUAUUUUGUACCGGGUAUCGAAUUGAUACCUGAAGAGAUAAAUAACGGCCAACAUUAUGAAGAUCACAACAUUCUAGGCAUUACUCCGGAUUUGAAGAAAUUCACGCCCUCAUCGACAUCCGACCUACUCGAGUGGUCUUUUAUUGCAAGAAGCCUCUAUUCUAGUGAAAAUGCGAAUCCUAAACAUAAAAUCGACUCAGCACUCCGGGAGGGACUCGAAGACGUCAUCACAGAAGUAAUGGAGAACAUAAACAAUUAUUCCCGACAAAGGGGACGAGUUAUAGAGUUUCGUGAACUACUUUACGGCUAUAAUAGGGUAAAUCCGUUGCAUGGUCAGGAUUUAAUACUGGACCUCUUACUGAUCUAUAAGCGAUACCGUGGCAAAAAAAUGACUGUACCAGUGCGUCGUCAUUUGUAUGUACAGCGCGCAUUCACCGGUACAUUUGUAAAGGAAUUCAACGAGGACUUUUACAAUUUUACAGUUCAAAAAAGCUAUUUGAAAAACAUGUUGAGCUCCGGUAUGGAAAGAAUUUCAAAACACUUUACCCUUCCUGGUUUGCCAGCUGGCAAAGGUCUGUUCGGCGCCGCUGCCGAUACGUCGAAAAUCGUAUUUGUAUUACCAAUAGCUGGACGUUUUGGCACAUUCCAGCGAUUCUUAGACACCUAUGAACGUGUAGCGAUAGAACAGGAUAAAAAUUGUGAUUUACUAGUGGUUAUAUUCGGAGACAUUGCAAGCGUUCAAAGUCACUUGCAUCUUUUAUUGGAUCUACGUCAACGGCACAUUUACCAACACAUUAACUAUAUACAACGGAAUGAAGAAUUUUCACGGGGUGUGGCAUUGGAUGUGGCCGCACGUUCAUCUUAUAUACGGGAUAAUGACAUAAUGCUAUUCAUCGAUGUUGAUAUGGUGUUUCAAUUGGAAACAUUGCAUCGUAUACGAUUCAACACAGUGCAAGGCCGGUAUGUAUAUUUACCGAUCGUCUUCAGCCAAUAUGACCCUAAGAGGCGUUGGAGAGAUGAAGAUGUUGGAUAUGCUCAUACACAAGCUGACGAGAUUACCAAUGAAUCGGGAUACUUCCGACAAUUCGGUUACGGCAUAUGCGCCAUAUACAAAUCGGAUAUACUUGAUGAUGAUAUAAAUGGUUUUGAUAAGGAUAUAACAGGUUGGGGAUUAGAAGAUGUAAAAUUCUUAGACAAAAUCGUUAAGGUUGGUAACCGGCGAAAUGAUUUUCUGGUCAAUACUGCCGAGGUGCCAGCCCAGUACAAUGAUGCCGCACGCAAAAUGAGGCGUCUUAGUAUAUUCCGUGCUCCCGAUCCGACAUUGGUACAUAUAUUCCACGAUAUUAAUUGUGAUGUUAAGCUCGAUGCUCCACAAUAUAACAUGUGUCUAGGAACGAAAGCGAAUUCAAUUGGUAGUACCCAUUUUAUGGAACGAUUAUUUUAUGGUAAUAAAGAUAACAUAAAUUUCAUUUCCGAAUUCAAUCAAAAAAAGCUGCAGAGAUGAGAUUUAAUAGGUUUAGCGACAUACCAAAAUCAAGUAUUUCAAAUAGCUUUUGAACGUAUUAUCUGAUAUUUAUAUUUUUGUGUGUUUCAUACUAAACAAACCUUAAGGUAUUAGAAUAUUCAGGAAUUAAGGCACAACAAAGAGGUUAUACAGGUAUAAAACGCAUACAUAUGUAUUUAAUUGUAAGCUGUAGCUUUAAGGCUAUCCUGAAAAAUGCUUUGCAUUGGAACAGUACAUACUUAUGUUUAGAGAUAAGAAUUUACAUGCAGAUUUUAAGUUAUUGUUUCAAUAGUUUUUGUACGCAAAUAUUUAUAAGAAUUUCAUAUAUUUAAGUAUGUAGUUUUUCUUGCAUACGUACUAGAGCAUUAGAUAUGUAAAAAUCUGGGUUAUUCAAUAUAUUAUAUAUACAUAAAGUAAUUUUUUACAAAAUUAUAAUUCGGCACACAAAAAUUUGAACAAUUGAUCACAUAAAAUGAACCGGUUCGAUAUCAAGCAGAGCCAAUGCUUUAUUAAGAAUUUCUCGAACUGCUUUCACCAGAUAUAUACGGGCAUAUACGUAAGGCAUUAAGUGCUGUCGCGUUUCUUGCUGUACAUUGAAUGAAAAUAAAUAUAAAACAAAUUAAUUA
Molecule: messenger RNA, 4525 nt
Organism: Bactrocera oleae (olive fruit fly)
Lineage: Eukaryota; Metazoa; Arthropoda; Insecta; Diptera; Tephritidae
Source: RefSeq, a predicted model, not a curated record